Messenger RNA from Gymnodraco acuticeps, 7232 nucleotides. Its product is annotated as protein unc-13 homolog C-like. NCBI's taxonomy places the organism in Eukaryota, Metazoa, Chordata, Actinopteri, Perciformes, Bathydraconidae. Gene Ontology annotation, cellular component: neuromuscular junction; synaptic vesicle membrane; presynaptic active zone cytoplasmic component. Gene Ontology annotation, molecular function: calmodulin binding; syntaxin-1 binding; diacylglycerol binding. Gene Ontology annotation, biological process: synaptic vesicle maturation; dense core granule priming; synaptic vesicle priming. The coding region runs from base 2584 to 5871 and encodes 1095 amino acids. The record is from RefSeq and is a predicted model, not a curated record. The transcript has 29 exons.
GGUUAUGUGUGAUUUAUGUCAAAUCUAUCUGAGUGACCCCACAUUGUGCCACGCUGGUGGAAUCAUGCUCUGUGUGAGUAUGGACCCCUGCAGAAGACAAUACUAACUUUACUAGGAACUCAAUAUAAUGUUUGUUUCUUAUUGUUAUAUGAUAUCCUUGGACCCGCCUAGUAGUUAUUGUACCCUUGUUUAUUUUAAGCUGUAUUCUCUAACACAACAAUGGUAAUCAAACGUAAUCUGGAUAUGUUUUUGUUGUACUUGUUUGUUACACACGCAUACAAUUGGGAGGAAUACAAAUGCUCUUUUCCCAUAUGUAGACCUGCUAUAGUUAAACAAAUUAAAUAGCUUUUUAAAAAAAGCCCAUAAACCUUUAUUGUGAUAAAAACAUGCAAGGAAAAAGUUUGAUUGGUGAUAAAAGCAACCACUUAAAGCUCUUUUGUUGAGUGUAGAGCGCUGCUUUGUGGGAGUUUUUAAUGUAACCAUAACUUUAUGGCUUGAUGAAUUGUCCUAGCAAGGGUGUUUAAGAUAUUGCAUCACAGUGAUGCUCCCUCAUUUGUUUUUAUUGCAACAUAAUGUGUUGUAACAUUUCCCACAGAGACGCAUGUUGCAGAGCGGUCCACUCUAGCACUGUGCCACAUGGUUAGCCUUUCUGAGAGACAACAUGCUGCCGUGCCAAUACUAUUCAUGUGUGUUUAUAACUGUUGGUCCAUUAUGUGCUGCACAGUGUCCGUCUGUCUUGUGUAUGUUGGUUUUUCAUCUUCAUGUAUUCUAGUCAAAAUAUUGGAAAACAAUAAUCAGAGCUCUUAAAUUCAGUUUAUUUUUAAAACAACCUGUUUGAUACUCUUACAAUAUAUUUUUCUUGUGAAAUAUAAUGAUGCAGCUUGAUGUCAUACACGUAGAUGCUGAUGAAUGUUUAUUACAGUGAACAACAUGAGUUGAUGCUGUAUUUGUCCAUAUCUCUCAUGAAAUUAAUAACCAACAAUGUCUUGGUAAGUAUGGGUUGUCGUUUUAAAUUUAAUUAUUUUUUGGAUUUUGCGUGUAUAUAUGCCAUUCCUACACAGACCCAUAACAGCUAUGGGUGAUAUUUUUCAGUGAGUUGUCAGAUUUCAGCCUCGUCGAUGCUUGGGCAUUUUUCUUCAUUUACAUUUUUUUGCUCGGCAGGUGUUGAAAAAAAUUGCAUUUAACUUGAAAUGAUGACAACUCCACCCAAAAAUAUAUCCGAGAGACUUCAUUGACUUCUGAUUUAACUGUGUGGGGCUUUUAAAUCAUGUAAAAGUGACACUGAGCAAGCCUUUUACACGUGGGAUGAAGUCAGUAUUCAGCAAACUAAUUGGUCCCCUUUCAUGCCUCUCCUUUGUCAAUGACCCCCGUUUGCUGUGUGAUUGCUUCCGGGCAGCAGCAGCGUUUAAUUGGAAAGGACAGCAGGGUCCCCCCGCACCAUGGCGGGAUGCAAAAACAUAAACAAAAAACAGAGUGUUGAAAAUGGAUUCACAAUGCAUUUGAUGCUAUAUUGUAGUCGAAUGGAUAUCAUCUGGACACAGGGUCAUAUUGUAUUGCCCGUAGCAACCUCAGCAGUGCUGGUGCAUGUUGAUAAACUUACAUCAACGCUCACGGUUCAUGUAGAGGUCACGUUCCCUACAUACUCCAUGGCUGCCAUGGAUCUUUACCAUAGCUGGGCUGUACACUCAAGAGGGUCGUGGUAAAGACUGAUCCAAUAUUGUCAGCUGUCCAUGUCUGCAUUCCUCUGUUAAAUAUCGUAACUUUCUCCAGUAUGGGAUAACUGUUUAACAAUCUCUGGUCACUCAAACUCAGUUGAUAUAGAAACAGCUCAUUUACAUAUGUGUAUAUGUGUGUGUGUCUGUUACUUGUUUGUGUGGGUGUGUUCUGUUUAAUGUUUAAGUAUAUUUGUGAGUGUGUGUGUGUGUGUGUGGGAGAGUCUGUGUUGUGCAGUACAGCUGGCUUCACCCAUACGUCAGUGUGUGCGUCUUGUGUUUCUCUGUUUGUGUCAAACUAAUGUGCAGAGCAGACAGCAGAAAAUAUGAUCAAAGCUUCAUCCAACAGAGAACUGAAUAUAAAUGCCAAGCAUGACUGCAGUUUAGUAACUUCCAGAGCAUGAGUGGAUAAAACAAAUCAUGCAACGGCUGUAUAAUUUCUCUUGAUGAAUAGUUGAAUCUUUCUAGAGCGCUGCGGCCUAACCAGCAGUCCUGCAUGGCAGUAGAGGCACUUAUGUGCUCAGUUUGGAUAAUAAAUACAAUUCUUCUGCUGUUUGUGCAUUCACCAUUCAUCCACCCACUUCUUGUCUAAUUCAAUUUCUUCCUUUCUUUCAUUCUCUAUUCACGGCCUCUUUGGAAAUCACAGGCUUUGACCCUCACUGCUCGAAAGGCAGGCAUCUCGUUCGCUCUGGUGAACCGCUCCACCCUGAAUGAUGUAGACCUGAAACAACAUGUCUUCAAGAAGACUCUCCAGGCCUUGAUCUACCCAAUUUCAUCCACAACACCCCAUAACUUUGAGGUGUGGACGGCGACGGCACCGACCUACUGCCAUGAGUGCGAGGGGCUGCUGUGGGGCAUCGCCCGGCAGGGCAUGCGCUGCUCAGAGUGUGGCGUCAAAUGCCACGAUAAGUGCCAGGACCUGCUUAAUGCAGAUUGUUUACAAAGGGCGGUGGAGAAGAGCUCCAAGCACGGGGCGGAGGACAAGACCCAGAAUAUCAUCAUGGCUAUGAAGGAGCGCAUGAAGAUCCGCGAGAAAAACACUCCUGAAGUGUUCGAGGUGAUCCAGGAGAUGUUCCACGUCUCCAAAGAAGAACUCACCAGCCAUCUGAAGACUGCCAAACAGGCGGUUCUGGAUGGGACCUCCAAGUGGUCGGCCAAAAUCACCAUCACAGUAAUGAGUGCACAGGGCUUACAGGCCAAGGAUAAAACAGGCUCCAGCGACCCUUACGUCACCGUCCAGGUGGGCAAGACCAAACGCAGGACGAAGACCAUCUUCGGAAACCUCAACCCAGUCUGGGAUGAGAAGUUCUUCUUUGAAUGUCACAACGCCACUGACCGCAUCAAGGUGCGAGUGUGGGACGAAGACGAUGACAUCAAAUCUCGGGUGAAGCAGCAUUUCAAGCGCGAGUCAGACGACUUCUUGGGCCAGACCAUCAUCGAGGUCCGCACGCUCAGCGGGGAGAUGGAUGUUUGGUACAAUCUAGAUAAAAGGACUGACAAGUCUGCGGUAUCUGGUGCCAUCAGACUCAAGAUCAGCGUGGAGAUGAAAGGAGAGGAGAACGUGGUUCCUCCUCACGGCCAGUACACCUGUUUACAUGAGAACCUGUUCCACUACCUGACGGAGGUGAAGAGCGGCGGCGUGGUGAAGAUACCACAGGUGAAAGGGGACGAGGCGUGGAAGGUCUACUUUGACGACGUGUCUCAGGAGAUAGUGGAUGAGUUCGCCAUGAGAUACGGAGUGGAGUCCAUCUAUCAGGCUAUGACGCACUUCUCCUGUCUGUCCGCCAAGUACAUGUGUCCCGGUGUGCCAGCAGUGAUGAGCAACCUGCUCGCUAAUAUCAACGCUUACUUCGCCCACACCACCACCACCACCACAACCACUGCCUCCGCAUCGGACCGAUUUGCUGCCUCUAACUUUGGGAGGGAGAAAUUUGUCAAAUUAUUGGACCAGCUGCAUAACUCACUGAGGAUCGACCUCUCCAAAUAUCGGGAUAAUUUCCCUGCAGGAAACCCAGAGCGUCUCCAAGAUCUGAAGUCCACUGUUGAUCUGCUGACCAGCAUCACCUUCUUCAGGAUGAAGGUUCAAGAGCUCCAGAGUCCGCCCAGAGCCAGCAUGGUGGUGAAGGACUGUGUGAAGGCGUGUCUGGACUCUACAUACAAAUACAUUUUUGAUAACUGUCAUGAACUCUACAACCAACUCCUUGACCAGAGCCGGAAGCAGGACAUCCCCCGAGAGGAGCAGGGUCCGUCUAUAAAGAACCUGGACUUCUGGCCAAAACUCAUCACUCUCAUGGUGUCUGUGAUCGAUGAGGACCGGACAGCUUACACCCCAGUCAUUAACCAGUUUCCGCAGGAGCUGAACGCCGGCAAGACCAGCGCCGAGAUCAUGUGGAGCCUCUUCGCCCUGGAUAUGAAGUAUGCAAUGGAAGAGCAUGACAAGCACCGCCUAUGCAAAAGUACUGAAUACAUGAAUCUUCACUUCAAAGUCAAAUGGUUCCAUAACGAGUAUGUUCGUGACCUGCCGGCCUUCAAGGGUGUUCCACCUGAGUAUUCACUGUGGUUUGAGCCGUUUGUCAUUCAGUGGCUUGAUGAGAAUGAGGACGUUGCCAUGGAUUUCCUAAAUGGCGCUCUGGAAAGGGACAAGAAAGAUGGAUUCCAGCAAACAUCGGAGCACGCCCUCUUUUCCUGUUCGGUGGUGGACGUGUUCACGCAGCUAAACCAGAGCUUCGAGAUCAUCAAGAAGCUGGAGUGUCCGAACCCGCAGGCUCUGGCUCACUUCAUGUGCCGAUUUGCGAAGACUAUCAACAAAGUUCUUCUGCAAUAUGCUGCGAUCAUAUCCAAGGACUUUCCUUUGCAUUUAAACAAGGAGAACGUGCCCUGCAUCAUCCUCAACAACAUCCAGCAGCUCCGAGUCCAACUGGAGAAGAUGUUCGAGUCCAUGGGAGGCAAACAGGAGGAGGGGGUUGUGUCCUUCUGUAAGCUGGAUGCAGAGGCCAGUGAUUUGCUGAAGGAGCUGCAGAAUAAACUCAACACGGUGCUGGAUGAGCUCAGCGGAGUGUUUGGCUCCAGUUUCCAAGGUGUGAUAGAGGACUGUGUGAAGCAGAUGAACCAGGAACUGGUUCUGAUGAAAGGGCCGGCCAAAGGGAGCAACGCUGCCAUGGAUGCAGAGACCGUCCUCAGACCUCUUAUGGACCUCCUGGAUAAAAAUUUGAUGUUAUUUGCCAAGAUCUGUGAAAAGACUGUGCUGAAACGAGUCCUCAAAGAGCUUUGGAAAAUCGUACUGAACAUCAUCGAGACAACAAUAGUUCUUCCUCCUCUGAAUGACCAGAGCCAAGGAGCUCAGAUGAUCUUCAAUGCUGCCAAGGACUUGGGACAGCUGUCCAAACUGAAGGAGCAUGUGACCCGAGAGGAAGCCAGAAGUCUGACUCCACGACAGUGUGCAGCCCUGGACCUCGUGCUUCCCACCAUCAAGCAAUACUUCCAUGCUGGAGGAAACGGGCUGAAGAAAACCUUCCUGGAAAAGAGCCCCGAUAUGAGGUCCCUCAAAUAUGCUCUCAGCCUUUACACUCAACCUACAGAUGCCUUGAUCAAGAAAUAUAUAUGCACCCAAACCUCUCAAGGUCAGUCAUCCAACGGAUCCGUGGGGGAGGUGUCGAUGCAAGUGACUCUCAUCUCUCACCCUGGCACUGGAGAGCACAAAGUCAGCGUGAAGGUGGUCGCAGUGAACAACCUCAUCUGGCAGACCAACGCCAUGUUCCGGCCGUUUGUAGAGGUCAACGCCGUGGGACCGCACCUGGCUGACAAGAAGCGCAAAUUCAGCACCAAGACCAAGAAUAACAACUGGUCACCAAAGUACAACGAAACAUUCCAAUAUGUUCUCAGUAACGAACAUGGUCCGGAGGUCUACGAGCUCCACGUCUCAGUGAAGGACUACUGCUUUGCUCGCGACGACCGCAUCAUCGGCAUGACGGUGAUUCAGCUCAAAGAGCUGGCGGACAAUGGCAGCUGCUCCGCAAACUACCCGCUGGUGAAGAGCGUCUCCAUGGACGAAACCGGCCUCACCAUCAUGAGGAUACUCUCUCAAAGGACCACCGACGAGGUGGCCAAAGAGUUUGUGCGUCUCAAGACGGACACACGCUCGGCGGAGGAAGUGUCGUAAUGUGCAGCAAAAACGCAGUAUUAAAAGAGUUGUGUUGUCUUGAGUGGAAGAUGAAUAGAAAAGGGGAGAAGGAGAAAGGGCAGUAGCAACAGAUGUUCUUUCUGAAGAGAAGCUGGAGAAUGUCCAAAGAGAAGCGCAGGAGGCCCACAUGUGGUGAGGCAGCAAGACAGUGACAGAGAGAGAGAGUUGUGUUUGUUUGUUUUUGUGCAUGUGCGUAAAACAUCUGUUGGAAUGUUCAUUUUAAAAACUACAGUAUGUACAAGUGUUUACUUACCGUAUGCUUACUAUUAAGUACUAUAUUCUACGAGUUAUGUUAACGAGACAUGAAAUACCUUUUGUACAACAUUUAGUCUUUUUGAACAGAAAUUUGUUCCAAUAAAGUGCCAAACCAGUGAAAAAAAGAACAAAACCAACGUAUAUGAAUUAUGGUGAACUUAGUAUGUUUGAAAUUUGCUCGAUUAUUUUGUCCGGUGUAAGUCGUUUUCUGACAGUGUGGCGUUUUGAUUGUUGCAGAGUCUUUUCAUUUUGCACCCUCGUUUUUUGGCUUCACGUUCUUCCUCACAGCACUGUUGUGCAUGUCCUCUUCUCGGUCAUGUCUCUCCCAUGAUUCCAGUGACCACCGAGCAGGGUCCUGUCCCCUUGCCUUCAAACUGUUUGUAUUUUAUGUCGACCUGAAAAUAGACCAUGUUUUUUUAAAUGGCGAUGACUGCUAUGUAAACCUUCAUAGGUGUUUGUAAUUUUAUAACCAUGACAACAAUGACGACAGCCUCCAGUGCUAACAGUCUUAGCAGAAAGGAUGGAAAUGUUUUCCUUUUUUUUUUCUUCGGGCUUUUGUUCCUUGUUUUUGGCCAUCAGCUUCCAGCCUUUCUGAAUGACCACUGUGAACAUGAGCUUUGGAAGGCAAGCUUACUGUAUAUGACAUUACUGACAGUUUGAUAUUAUUGUUUCAUAUUUUUCCGAUAACUUUGUUCCUGAUAAACUGCCAAAGUUAUAUAAAAUAUUUGUACAAAAGCAAUCCAUUACAUGUAUGAUAUAUGAUGAAAUAUGUACAUGUGAUCUAUUACUUUUUCAAUGCUUGAUAUAAUGAUUAUUGAUAGGGUGGUAAUAAGAUUUUAUUUUUUUUAUUUCCUGUGAAGCUGUUAACCAAUAUGAAAGUUGCACAUGUUACUUUACAAAUUAGUUAUAUCAGCUUCUGUCAUUGGAAUUUAUUUUCUUCAUAAAGGAAAGAGUAACAUUUGGUAAAUAUGCAACAUUCCUAUGUAUUGCACUGAUGGCGAAUUGUAUGUCAUGUAAAUAUAUUUAGUGAGAUAUUGUACAAAAGUCUACUUUUCUUCAAUGUGCAUAAAGUAUGUGCAAAUGUG